CAUGCCGGCGGCCCUCCAGAGGGUCGAGAGAGCGGCCAAACUGCUCGAAGAGGCGUCAGCUCUCCUUAAGGACGAUCCCUAUUCACAACCCGCCAGAAAGAAACUCAUUGAAGGCGCCAGAGGUAUACUUCAGGGAACGUCUUCUCUGUUGUUGUGUUUCGAUGAAUCGGAAGUGAGAAAAAUCGUAAGAGAAUGUAAAAAAGUAUUGGACUAUUUGGCGGUCGCGGAAGUGAUCGAAACAAUGGAAGAUUUAGUCCAAUUUGUUAAAGAUCUGAGUCCGAGUUUAACGCGAGUGUCGCGCGAUGUGGACAACAGAGAGAAAGAGCUCACACAUCAGGUCCAUCGGGAGAUAUUGAUCCGAUCAUUAGAUUCGGUUAAGACAUUGGCACCGGUGCUC
This is a messenger RNA of Medioppia subpectinata, 397 nucleotides long. The record is from the annotation of a GenBank genome assembly. NCBI's taxonomy places the organism in Eukaryota, Metazoa, Arthropoda, Arachnida, Sarcoptiformes, Oppiidae.